Molecule: messenger RNA, 4405 nt
Organism: Asparagus officinalis (garden asparagus)
Lineage: Eukaryota; Viridiplantae; Streptophyta; Magnoliopsida; Asparagales; Asparagaceae
Product: pentatricopeptide repeat-containing protein At4g37170
Exons: 5
Coding region: 292-2181 (629 amino acids)
Biological process (GO): RNA modification
Molecular function (GO): zinc ion binding; RNA binding; protein binding
Source: RefSeq, a predicted model, not a curated record
GGGGAAAAAGAGAAGAAGAAGCAGAAGAAAUGAAGUCAAUUCAAAAAAAUUAAGGUUAAUAAUGGAAUAUUGGCUUCAAUCCGCACUUCACUGAUAGCUGACAUGACUUUGGAAACCAAAUGCCCACUUCAAUAAUGUGGAAUGAUAAUUUGAAAAUAUGAAAGUUUAAGGAACCAAUAUGUAAAGAUCCCAAAUGUGCAGCAGCUGGGAACCUGAUUUCUCACGUUUAAAUGUUCGAACUGAGGGGAAAACCCGCCUAAUUCUACUAACAACCCAGCCCACAAUAACACCAUGAACAAAAAACCUCCAUCCUUCAACGCCUCAAACUCCAAACCCGACCCAAUAACCAACCUCUUCACCCAAAACCGGAUCCAAGAAGCCUUCUCUCUCUGCCUCCGAACCCGUUCGCUCUCCUCCGCCCACAAACUCCGGUCACUCAUCUCCACCCUCCCUCACUCCAUCACCCUCACCAACCGCCUCAUCGACCUCUACUCCAAAUGUGGGUCCCCCUCACACGCCCGAAACAUGUUUGAUGAAAUGCCAACCCGGGACCUCUGCUCCUAUAACACCCUCAUCAAAGCCUAUUCCUCCGCCUCCGACCUCAAUCAAGCUCGAAAGCUCUUCGACUCGAUGCCAACUAAAGACCACUUUUCAUGGUCCUCUAUUAUCUCAGCUUAUGAUCGUAAUGGUCAUCCUCUCGAUGCGAUGGAGUUGUAUCGAGAGUAUCAGAGUGAAAAUGUUGCUGAUAAGAAUAAUAAGUUUGUGAUGUCGGCAGCUUUGACUGCUGCGGCGAGAAUUGGGUCAUUGAGAUUGGGGAAGGAGAUGCAUGGUCAAGUUGUGAGAUGUGGGGUUGAAUUGGAUAAGGUGGCUUUGAGUGCGAUCGUGGAUAUGUAUGCAAAAUGUGGGAAAAUUGAUAAUGCUAGAUAUGUAUUUGAUGAAAUGACUGAGAGAGAUGUGGUUUCUUGGACUGCGAUGAUUGGGAGGUAUUUUGAUGCAAAGAGGAAGAAUGAAGGGUUGGGAUUGUUUUGUGAGAUGUUGAGGACUGGGAUUGAACCAAAUGAUUUUACUUUUGCUGGGGUUUUGGAUGUUUGUGGAGAGAUUGCUGCCGAAGGACUGGGAAAAGAGAUACAUGGGCAUAUGAUAAGAGUUGGGUUUGAUUCAGGAUCGUUUGCUACUGCUGCUCUUGUUGAUAUGUACUCAAAAUGUGGGAAUGUUGAGAAAGCGAGGGUGUUUUUUGAAAGGCUAUCGAAUCCGGAUGUAGUUUCUUGGACUUCAUUGAUUUCUGGGUACGCACAAAAUGGGCAACCUGAUAAAGCUCUAGAAAGUUUUGAUCGACUUGUUAAAACUGGAUUGAAACCUGAUCACAUUACUUUUGUUGGAGUUCUAUCAGCUUGUGCACAUGCUGGAUUGGUUGAUCGAGGAGUUGGAAUAUUUCAUUCGAUUCCUAAAGAGUUUGGAGUUAUGCACACUGCUGAUCACUAUGCCUGUGUUGUUGACCUUUUGAGUCGGUCUGGGCGGUUUCAAGAAGCAGAGGAGAUUAUUAAUAAGAUGCCAAUGAAACCCGACAAGUUCUUGUGGGCUUCUUUGCUUGGUGGUUGUAGAAUUCAUAAGAACCUUCCCCUUGCAAAGAGAGCAGCUGAGGCAUUAUUCAAGCUUGAGCCAGAGAAUGCAGCAACAUAUGUUACUUUGGCAAAUAUUUAUGCUUCAAAUGGUAAUUGGAAUGAGGUGGAGAUGAUUAGAAAGAGAAUGGAUAAGGUAGGAGUAGUGAAAAAGCCAGGAGCGAGUUGGAUUGAGAUCAAGAGGAGGGUUCACGAGUUCUUGGUGGGAGAUUAUUCUCAUCCAAGAAUCAAGGAGAUUAUUUCAGAAUUAGAGAGACUUUAUAAAAGGAUGAAGGAAUUAGGGUAUGUUCCUGAUACAAAUUUCGUGUUACAUGAUGUGGAAGAGGAGCAAAAGGAGUCGAAUCUUACUUAUCAUAGUGAAAGGCUUGCAGUGGCUUUUGGAAUCAUUGCAACUCCAAAGGGGACUCCUCUCAAGGUCUUCAAGAAUCUCAGAAUUUGUGGAGAUUGCCACACCGCAAUCAAGUUCUUUUCUCGCAUUUCUGAGAGAGUAAUUGUGGUUAGAGAUUCGAGCAGAUUUCAUCAUUUUAAGGAUGGAGUGUGUUCGUGUGGAGAUUAUUGGUAGUAGUCUAGUCACUCAAGAUUGCUCUGAUCGAAUUGUCACUCAGAUGUUAUAGAAAUCAGGUGCCAUCUCAUAAGGAUUAUAUAUUAACUCCUUAUAUAUAUAUGAAACUUUGUGACUGUCAGAUUGUUGAAACAGAUCGACUACAACAACUGAAACAUUUUCGGAUCCUUGUGAUUUGGCUGCUUAAGCCUUCAGCAAUAAACUUUCGAGUUCAGUAAAGGCAAAGGGAGAGAAAAUCAGUACUUUAGCAGUAACCCAACUCCAAGUUAUUUUGGGCUGGAAGUUGAAUUCACUAUGUGUCGGGAAUACAAGUACCCUUCUUCGAGCUCUUGGCAGGAGGCAAGUAAGGCAAGCAGACAGAUUUAGCUGGGCUGCUACUCAUGGUGUAGAUGAGGAGGAGCUACUUGAGAACUUGUCAGAAGAUCUUCAGAGAGAGAUACGGAGUCAUAUCUUCAAUUUUCUUAAAAAAGUGAGUCUACAAUAUAAGAUUUCGUCCUUUUUUAAAAGGAAAAUAGCAGAAGUGUGUUCUUGUUUGCUGUUUUCUUUAUAGUUUAUGCUAUUAAUGCUCUACUAUCCAAGAUUGAAUGCUGCACUUGCAAAGGCAAUAUUGUUAAAGUAACAUUAUUUCACACAAUUAGAAGGUUACUCUUAAACCAUAAGAAACAAAGAUGAGUAUGUCGAAAUCAUCUUUGAGAUAAAACCAGAAACAUAGCUCUAUAUUUGUGUGCAUGGAUUAGUUUAACUAGAAGUCAAGUGCUGCCUAGGAUAUUAUUGCCAAUUUUACAAUGAUGAAACAAUAUAUAUCUGAGCUAGUUUGCUUCAAGUUCCUUGAAAUGCCCGACUGUUUCCUUCCAAGACAAUGGGCACAGUGAUGGCUACAAGAUUAAAUAAUGGACUGGUGUUCUUAUGAAGGCUUUUGUCUCUGUCACAGUUAUAAGUAAAUAGGACGUCAAGUACCAAAAGGCAAGUUUACUUUGCAUUUUUGCAAUCACCUUCGGACAUGUUUGAUUUUUAUCUUUUACACGUUACGCAGCUCCUUGUGUUUACAUUGGAUUAACCCAUCACUGAUGCUAUUAUUGAAAAAUUAAGGCCACGGUUCUACAUAAGUGGAAGUGACUUCCUUUACCAAGGUGGUCCUAUUGAAAAAAUAGCCUUUAUAGUGAGGGGUAAAGUGGAAAUCAUUGGAGCAGAUGGACAUACAGAUACAGAUGGACAUACAGAUCCUCUGUCAGAGGGAGAUGUUUGUGGUGAAGAGCUUCUAAUGUGGUAUCUUGAACAUUCUUUCAGUGCAUAAAGGUAAUCUUAUUGAAUUUUUCUGUAAGCCUGCUUAUAUGUUAAUACUCAUUAACGUGGUCACUGGUCAAGCUGUCUGUAUGCCUUGUCUAUUGUUAUAUUUGAGUAGUAAAGAGAACAAAAAGAGUAAGCAAGCAUCUAUUGGAAUUUGAUAUCAGAUUAAUGAAUGGGCAUGUUAUCCACUUGGAGUUCACGUAGUUAUAUACUAAAAAACCUAACAUGGUGUAACAAAAAGUUAAUUGUUUGCUAUUUUGUGCAUGACACAAAAUAUUGUUGGAAGUUCAAUUGAUAUGUAUCAUUAAUUUACUAUUGACGAUAACAUAUUUUUCUUAAAUGUUUAUCUUAUGCUUUCGUCAAAUUUCUGAAAGAAAUUGCUAAGUAAUUCUCACCUAUGCUACUUGUUUGCAUAUUUCUUUAUGCAGAUGUCGCGACAAUUAGGUUCCCUGGAAACCACUUAUUUUCUACAAGGACAAUAAAAUGUUUAACUAAUAUCGAGGCCUUUGUGCUCCAAGUUGCUGACUUCGAGGAAGUCGCCAUAUUAUUUACAAGAUUCCUACGCAACCCUCGUGUUCUGGGAGCAAUGAGGCGUUCGAUCUGGAUAUGUGUUAAGAGUGCAAAGUUUGGCUUUCAGCUAUCUCCAUCAUUUUGGAAUUUUGAUGAAGGGGCAGAGAUUUUAAUCUAUUAUAUUACUAUCAAUGUGAAUCACCAAACUGGGAAAAUAUGGAUGACAUGCUCAUUCAGGUUGACGGAGGCCACUAAAGUGAACUGAGAGCUCCAAAGUUCGAUCAGUUCAUCAAACUUCGCGUGCUUCUGGGUAGUAAGGAGAUGACCGACCUGUAGAUGUGUAAACUUUGUCCUUUCUUGCAUGUUCUUAUUCUUAUUAUGUGUGUGUAUAUUCUUUCUUAUAAUUAAUCUAGAUGGAUGACACAUU